Molecule: messenger RNA, 945 nt
Organism: Paramecium primaurelia
Lineage: Eukaryota; Ciliophora; Oligohymenophorea; Peniculida; Parameciidae
Source: the annotation of a GenBank genome assembly
AUGUUUAAACUAUCUAAAUUGUUUUAUUCAUUCAAACACUCUCGUAGAUCUAACAUUUAACAUAAUCUGACAGAUUUCAAAAAGAAAAGAAGAUAAGAAUUACUAUAUAACAUUGGUUUAUAUGGUGCUGCUUUUGGAUGUGCUUUUGGUGCUGUUCCAUUUUAUAGAUUGUGGUGUGAGCAUUUUGGUUUAGAAGGAGAUUAUGAUAAAAAGGAUUAUUCAAUGAAAGGCAAAAAAUGUAUUUACAUUCUUUUUAUUUCUAAGUGGAUGUCUUUAGAAAAUUUCAUAUUGAAUUUGGAGCUGAAACUGAUCCUGAAGCUAAUUGGGAGUUUCUUCCUGUCUAAUAGAAUGUUACUGUUCAUGCAGGAGAAACUGCUUUAGUCUUUUAUAGAGCCUAUAAUAGAAAUGACUAAGCAGUAGUAGGUUUUAUAUUAUAAUUAUUUAAGGUUUUGCAACAUACUAAAUUUUCCCUGAAGAUGCAGGACUUUAUUUUGCAAAAAUUCAAUGUUUCUGCUUUAAUUAAUAACUACUUAAUCCAAAAGAAGAACUCUAAUUACCCAUUUACUUUUAUUUAGAACCAGAAAUUAAUGAAGACCCACUUCUAAAAAAAUGUGAAGAUGUAUAAAUCUUUUAUUAAAAUGUUCUAAGAUUAAGAUUAUGUACAAAUUUUAUAAAGCCAAAAAUUAAGAACUAGCAAAAUUAGCAGAAAAUGAAUAUAAGACUGUAAAGAAAAAUAAAAUGAUAUUAUAAAAAUUAAGAGAUGCAAAAAAAUCAGGAGCAUUAAGUGAUGGUGAAUUAAAUAAAAUAAAAGUAAUUUAUUAAUUAGAAAUAUAUUAGAGUACUAAAUUUACAGAUCAAGAAAUUGAAGACUUUGAUGAAUGGGCUUAUGAUAAUCCUUUAGAAGCUGCUGAAGCAUAAAAGGAGUAGUAAGAAUCAAAAAAUUGA